Messenger RNA from Arabidopsis thaliana (thale cress), 800 nucleotides. RefSeq lists its product as uncharacterized. The record is from RefSeq and is marked reviewed. Lineage: Eukaryota; Viridiplantae; Streptophyta; Magnoliopsida; Brassicales; Brassicaceae. The coding region runs from base 212 to 397 and encodes 61 amino acids. The transcript has 2 exons. Gene Ontology annotation, cellular component: plasma membrane; apoplast.
GUAAGUGUCGUUACAACUUGCAAACACAUAAGCAUAUACAGUAUUAAAAGUUUGCAAGUAAAAUUACUAAAAAAAUAUAAAUUUGAAUGCAUUUCUCUCUUUUUUUUUUGAAUUUAAAGUAAAAUUAUAUUCAACAAAAAAACUUUUUUACAACGUAUACAUCUGUUUUUGAAUUACGUUUUUGAAAGAAUGUUGAAGUGAGAAACACUUGAUGACUACCUCACGGAAUGAGGCUGAGGCGUGGGCGUUUAACGGAGCACCUAUCGUAUUUACUCCACCCUCAAGUUCAUGUGGAGGUUCUCCGGCAGCAGUAAUGGCUUCCGAGUGGAUGCCACGCCGACCAUGCAGACGUACUCGUCCUCCCGGAACUAACAUCCCUGUUUCUCAAUCUCCUUAAUACUCACCUGAACUUCGAGUUUGUGUCAGGAUUUUCAAGUUAUAUCCUUAAUAAACUGGCUGUGUUGUUUUCUUUUAGUUUCUUGUAGUAAGAAAGGGAUAAUUAAAUCAGUCGUUACAACAUUAUCUAGUAUGUGUUGUCAUGUUUUAGACUUUCAAAAACGAUUAGUGACAAAUUCUAAUUGUCAACAGAAGGCUUUCAUCGGGUGGCAUAAAAGAAAAUGUGUUAGAACAAGGCUGAAGGGGACUUAGAUUUUUGGGCUAUGAUGCGUUUAAUAAAGCUUUACUAGCAAGAACAAACAAACAAUAUUAACUACUAAUAAAAACUGGAUUUGAAGCUAACGGAAAUCCUAUAAUUUCACUUUUUAUUCCAAAGUUUGUUUACAUAAAUAAGUUGGAGUUUU